This is a messenger RNA of Cariama cristata (Red-legged seriema), 1134 nucleotides long. It is a transcript of the gene MFAP1, whose product is annotated as microfibrillar-associated protein 1. The transcript is spliced from 7 exons. Lineage: Eukaryota; Metazoa; Chordata; Aves; Cariamiformes; Cariamidae. Gene Ontology annotation, molecular function: RNA binding. Gene Ontology annotation, biological process: mRNA splicing, via spliceosome. The record is from RefSeq and is a predicted model, not a curated record. Gene Ontology annotation, cellular component: U2-type spliceosomal complex. The annotation marks the transcript as partial.
GCUGGCAAGACACCGUAAAAUCGUGGAGCCUGAAGUGGUUGGAGAAAGUGAUUCAGAGGUGGAGGGGGAAGCUUGGCGCCUGGAGCGAGAGGACACCAGUGAAGAAGAAGAGGAAGAGAUUGAUGAUGAGGAGAUCGAGCGUCGGCGCGGGAUGAUGCGUCAGCGAGCACAGGAGAGGAAAACUGAGGAGAUGGAAGUGAUGGAGUUGGAAGAUGAGGGUCGAUCUGGAGAAGAGUCCGAGUCAGAGUCUGAAUACGAGGAGUACACGGACAGCGAGGAUGAAAUGGAGCCGCGCCUCAAACCUGUCUUCAUCCGCAAGAAGGACCGGAUCACAGUUCAGGAGCGAGAAGCAGAAGCCCUGAAGCAGAAGGAGCUGGAGCAGGAGGCAAAGAGGCUGGCGGAGGAGAGGCGCAAGUACACACUCAAGAUCGUAGAAGAGGAAGCGAAAAAGGAGCUGGAGGAGAACAAGCGCUCGCUGGCAGCACUGGAUGCACUUGAUACAGAUGAUGAGAACGACGAGGAGGAGUACGAGGCCUGGAAAGUACGUGAGCUGAAGCGUAUCAAACGAGACCGUGAAGAACGAGAAGCCAUGGAGAAAGAGAAGGCGGAAAUCGAGCGCAUGCGGAACCUGACAGAGGAGGAGCGCCGGGCUGAGCUUCGGGCCAAUGGCAAGGUCAUCACCAACAAGGCAGUGAAGGGCAAAUACAAGUUCCUGCAGAAAUACUACCACCGCGGCGCCUUUUUCAUGGAUGAGGAUGAGGAGGUGUACAAGAGGGACUUCAGCGCCCCAACCCUUGAGGACCACUUCAACAAGACCAUCCUGCCCAAAGUCAUGCAGGUCAAGAACUUUGGGCGCUCGGGGCGGACAAAGUACACACACUUGGUGGACCAGGACACUACCUCCUUCGACUCUGCCUGGGGCCAGGAGAGUGCGCAGAACACCAAGUUCUUUAAGCAGAAAGCAGCAGGUGUACGGGACGUCUUUGAGAGACCCUCAGCCAAGAAGCGAAAAACCACUUAAUGGAGCAGGCAGGAGGGCAUGGCGUGGCUGACAGCCAGGCCGGAGGACACUUCUCUGCCAGGAGCCUGGGCAGGACAGAAGGGACACAGCGCUGUGCCAGGAUUCGUGUGGUG